Messenger RNA from Syngnathus acus (greater pipefish), 1884 nucleotides. RefSeq names its product NOP2/Sun RNA methyltransferase 5 (gene nsun5). The record is from RefSeq and is a predicted model, not a curated record. Gene Ontology annotation, molecular function: methyltransferase activity. NCBI's taxonomy places the organism in Eukaryota, Metazoa, Chordata, Actinopteri, Syngnathiformes, Syngnathidae. Gene Ontology annotation, biological process: rRNA base methylation. Gene Ontology annotation, cellular component: nucleolus. The coding region runs from base 210 to 1712 and encodes 500 amino acids. The transcript is spliced from 5 exons.
GAUGACGUCAGAAGUUGGGUUCACUUCCGAGGUAAUGGCAACCAGUUCCUACACGCGUGUUCUCUCUCGUCCUUUAUAUUUCGCCCAUCUUCACAUUAGUUUUGUUCACAGAGAGCCUGAAUAAGAACAGUAACGUCACGCAAGGACGUUUCAAAUGCCUUUUAGUUUUCACCGCUAGCUCAUCGAGCUCGUGAACGGUUCUCUUCGCCAUGGCGCUGUACACGAAAGCCGCUGAGAUCCUGGACAAGGUGGACAAGCAACAGGGCGCUCUCAAAACGCUAGUGUAUGAAAGUAAAUUCGCCAACAUCAAGCAGCUCUUCGCUCUCGUCUGCCAGACCCAGAAGUUCUCGUCCAUCUUGGAGGACAUCAUCGCGUCCACUAAGCUGCUGAAAUAUACCAAGUUGAAGAUGCCCCUGGCCAAGGUUCUAGUCUUCGACCUGCUCAUGGGCCAAGGCCUCAAGUGCGGCGGCUCCUGGAAGGCAUUGGUGAUGAAGCAUCGCUCCAGGCUGCAGACAGAGUUGGCCCUCAUGAAAGUCAAGCGAAAAGUCAGCAGGAAUGAAGACCUCCUCGCCAGUAACAUCAGGGAACCCGUUGGUGACCAGCUGCCCAGGUAUGCGCGUGUCAAUAUCCUGAAGACCACGAUGGAGGACACUGUGGACUACCUCAAGCGGGAGGGCUUCACCUACAAGGGGGAGGCCUCCAAGUUGGAUGACUUGACCCUCACGGCAAGGGGGUUUGUGAAGGACCUUCACCUGCCUGAGGUGCUGGUCUUCCCGCCUAAAACGGACUUCCACGACCACUUCCUGUACAAGGCCGGCCACAUUAUUCUUCAGGAUAAAGCCAGCUGCCUCCCUGCCUUUCUACUCAAUCCACCGCCUGGGAGCCAUGUCAUUGACGCCUGCGCUGCCCCGGGGAAUAAAAGCAGCCACCUGGCCGCCAUCAUGAAGAACAGAGGCCGGCUGUUUGCCUUUGAUUUGGAUGCCAAGCGUCUGGCCACCAUGUCCACCCUCAUGCUGCGAGCCGGCGUCACUUGUCAUCAGCUGGCCAAUCAGGACUUCCUCAAGGUGGACCCGGAAAGCAAGUUGUACGGGGGCGUGGAAUACAUCCUGCUCGAUCCCUCUUGCAGCGGUUCAGGCAUGGUGUGUCUCCAGGACCGCACGUCUGCCGAUCCUCAAAAGGACGCAUCUCGUCUGGCUUCGCUGGCCUCCUUCCAGCUGCGCUGCCUGAACCACGGACUCCGGUUCCCCCGGCUGAAGCGCCUAAUCUACUCCACUUGCUCUGUCCACAGCCAGGAGAACGAGGAGGUCGUAACGGCCUGUCUUCAGCAGAACCCCGGCUUCAGGCUGGUGCCACUGCUGCCUGAGUGGCCCGAACGAGGCCUGCCACCCCUAUCUCAGUGUCUCCGGGCAAGCGUCAACGGGAUGCGCACGCAUGGAUUCUUUGUGGCUCUGCUGGAGCGUUGCAAUGAAGCUGACAAUCUGAUGCCACAGCUAACGCUACAGACAAGGCAUCCCGAGAUGACGGUGACCUGCCUGCCUGCCUGUGAGAAGACCCCUGAAGCCGCUCCCAGUCCCAACCAGUCUGAUCCUUCAGAGUGCGAGGACAAAGCAACGACCUCUGAAGAUGGCAAGCUAGGUGAGAAGAAGACCAAAAAGAGAAGGAGGAAGCGGAAGAAGAAAGGCAAAAGUGUGAUAACUGAAUCGAAAGACUGAAUUGGCAGCAUGUUGUGAACAACGGGAUUGCAUGACGAAUGCUUUUCCAUUUUUAUUAAAAAGUCUACAUGAUACAAAAACUUUAAGUGCCUUUUCUAAAGUUCCUGCGGCUCCUUUUGCUUCCAAGUAAACUAUUAUUUUUCGUUGUAUUAAAUGGCACAUGGCAUUUCCA